UUAUAUCCCCUUCCGCCUUUUUCUUCUUCUUUGAUUUAAAAACCUUCGCUUCCUGAUUUUUCCUCUCACAUGCUCCUCAUCUCACCGCCAUGUCGUACACCGCCAAAUGUGGAAUAGUUGCCCUUCUUCUCUUCCUACUCUCUACACCGCCUUCCGCCGCCCAACCCACUACCCCAUACGGCGAGAAAUCCCCUCACGAGCGUUUCAGCCCCUCCUUGACCGUGAUCCUCGUCGUUUUGAUUGCUGCUUUGUUUUUCAUCUGUAUUUUCUAUAUUUACAUCCGGAACUGCUCCAACUACACCAACGGAAGCAGCGUCAACCCUGUUAAUGGAAGAACCGGCAGUUCUUUGCGUGGGAUGCGUGGACUUGAAGCGUCGGUGAUCAAGACUUUCCCAACCAUGGUUUACUCCGAAGUUAAGGUUCAUAAGGUUGGGAAAGGAGCUCUCGAGUGCGCGGUGUGUUUGAAUGAAUACGAAGACGAGGAACCGCUGCGUUUGAUCCCUAAAUGCGAUCAUGUUUUUCAUCCUGAAUGUAUCGACGCUUGGUUGGCUUCUCAUACUACUUGUCCCGUUUGUAGAGCUAAUCUCGCUCCUCAAACAGGUGAGCCUGCAGUGAGUGGACACACUGAGUUGAAUAACACCGAGAUAGACCUCGAGGCUCAAAACGUCCGAAGUGACUCGGAACCGGAAGAAGAAAGGAGGAUACACAAUAACAACAAUGUCAACAGUGACGUAGAAGCUCAAGUUGCUUCAGAGGUUGGAGUAAUUGGUCUGAUUCGAACUCUAACAUGGAACCGUACGCGUGGAUCAAUAUCGACCCGUACGGGUAAACCUCUCUUCACGCGAUCUCAUUCAACCGGCCACUCUAUGAUCCAGCCGGGUGAAAAUACUGAUCGAUUCACUCUACGAUUGCCGGCUGAUGUGCGAAAUCAGUUAAUAAAUCGGAAAUUAAACCGGGCAACCAGCUUGGUUCUGCAUAAAGAAAGUAGUCAGCGGCAAGGAUACCGAGCUUGGGAAGAUGAUGGAAGUAGUAGAGCCAAGUCUUUAACUCGGCUCAACAAGUCGGACCGAUGGUUUUUUUAUAUGUCACUACCAUUUUUUAAUCGAGCGUCUUCCGUAGAAUCACCAAAGGUGGUAUACAAUGGUGAAGGAACCUUAAGUUCUCCGGUUGGACCCGUGGCUGACUCAAGCCGUCCUCAGGUUUAAUGGUCCCCGCCCCCAAACAAUUUUAGUAGUAUGUACAAUGUCAAAUGCAAAGUAUUUUUAGCUGGAAAUUUUUAU
Messenger RNA from Hibiscus syriacus, 1280 nucleotides. RefSeq names its product E3 ubiquitin-protein ligase ATL6-like. The record is from RefSeq and is a predicted model, not a curated record. The coding region runs from base 90 to 1205 and encodes 371 amino acids. Lineage: Eukaryota; Viridiplantae; Streptophyta; Magnoliopsida; Malvales; Malvaceae. The transcript has a single exon.